GCCUGCUUCAUUUGCGCAGUUGGACUCGGAACCGAAAAAUGGCGAUGAUGCAGUGGUGCGGCGCAGUAGCUAGGCGAGUGAUGGCGACGGAGCGGCGCGCUCCUUCACUAACGUCACCAAUGGCGGCCGAAGCUCUGGUGCCGAUCCUGUGUGGACGAGGUGACAAGAAGACCAAAAAGGGGAAGAGAUUCAAAGGCUCCUACGGCAACGCCAGGCCGAAGAAGGAGAAGAAGAUUCAGCGCAUCAAGGAUAAAAUCGAGGUUCCUAGUUCCACUCCUUGGCCUCUUCCUUUCAAGCUCAUCUGAUUUUAGUUUUCCUUUUCUGCCUCUAAUCGCAUAAAAUUCCAUGAUCUGUAAUUUCGAAAAAAUCAAGGGUUUCUCGAGGUUUAGGGUUUUGGCAGGAUCGAUUUAAGCGAAAUUGGAAUUGAUCUUGAGUGCUUAAUCGGCUUGCUGGUUUGUACGAUUUCAUUUUUCCGGUCUUGAAUUGGAAUAUGGAUCUUUUUGACCGAAAAUUAGCUCAGAUUCAUAAUGAUAUCUGGAAAUUUUUCGAGAAAGAAAGAAGAUUAUUUGGGGAGGAAAAUAGAUUUUGUAGAUCGGAUUCUGAUUUAUCUUACUGCAGCCUCGCCUGCAACAACGCGGUGGAAUUGAGAAUUGAAGUAUUUCUGCGAUAAA
Molecule: messenger RNA, 671 nt
Organism: Momordica charantia (bitter melon)
Lineage: Eukaryota; Viridiplantae; Streptophyta; Magnoliopsida; Cucurbitales; Cucurbitaceae
Product: 30S ribosomal protein S31
Biological process (GO): plastid translation
Cellular component (GO): ribosome; plastid
Source: RefSeq, a predicted model, not a curated record